AUGCAACGCGCUUCGUCGGCAGUAGAUUUCACCAGUCUGUUGAAUCCACAGACCGCCGUCGAGAGAGACCAGGAAGCGGCAAGGAAGAAAUUGGCUCAGAUUCAGCGGGACCAGCACGAAGCAGAGAUGGCAGCCGUCAGCAUGAUGCCCUCAAUGAUCGGGGGCCAACAUGGCGAGGACCGACAGGAUCUCCCACGCCCGUACAAGUGCCCGCUGUGCGAGAAGGCAUUCCACCGUCUCGAGCAUCAAACCAGACACAUUCGAACGCACACGGGCGAGAAGCCUCACGCCUGUCAAUUCCCGGGCUGCACAAAGCGAUUCUCGCGUUCCGACGAGCUCACCCGUCACUCGAGGAUACACAACAACCCCAACUCGAGGAGAAGUAACAAGACACAGCAUGUCAGCCAACAGGCUAUGAACAAUGGCGGCAUGGAGCAUAGUUCGGUACACGGUGCCGCCAUGGCGACCAUGAUGCCACCCCCCAAGAACAACAUGUCGAGAUCUGCCCCAGUGUCAGCAAUAGGAUCACCAAAUGUCUCGCCCCCGCACUCCUACUCUUCCUACUCGACCGCGAUGCCUUCCAAUUUGAACCCCUACGGACGCAGUCUGGGAGGCAGCCCCAACAAUGGCCAAAACCUCGACAUCAACCUCCUGGCGACUGCAGCGACGCAGGUAGAGCGGGAAAGCACAUUGGCCACUCACCACCCUCAUCACAGUUCCCGGCAUCACCCGUACUAUAGCCAUAGCAGCCACAACAGCAGAAACCACUUACCUUCGCUUUCCGCCUAUGCAAUGUCGAGAUCACACUCGCACGAGGAGGAUGACCAUUACGCUCAUCGUCAUGCCAAGCGUUCUCGUCCAAAUUCGCCUAACAGCACCGCUCCAUCGUCUCCUACAUUCUCUCACGAUUCACUGUCACCUACGCCCGACCAUACUCCUUUGGCAACACCAGCACAUUCACCACGUCUGAGACCAUACGGCGGCGGUUACGACUUACCCGGUAUUCGCAACCUAUCGUUACAGCACACUCCAGCUCUCGCCCCUAUGGAACCUCACCAUGUGGAUGGACAAUACCACAAGAACUCUUCCACUACAUCUGCGCCUAGAAGUGGGCUGACGAUUAGUGAUAUUAUGUCAAGAACGGAUGGCACUCAAAGGAAACUACCAGUUCCUCAAGUCCCCAAAGUGGCUGUUCAAGAUCUGUUGACGACAGGCGAGAACGGAUUCAACUCAAGUGGCCAGAGUAGUACAACAGGAAGUGUUGCCGGCAAUGAUCUGAUGGACCGAAUGUGA
Molecule: messenger RNA, 1293 nt
Organism: Hymenoscyphus albidus
Lineage: Eukaryota; Fungi; Ascomycota; Leotiomycetes; Helotiales; Helotiaceae
Source: the annotation of a GenBank genome assembly